AGUGUAGUGUAACCACAUAAUUUAAAGGGGAAAGUUGCUUCCCCUAGCAAACAUAGUCUCUAUGUAAAUGUUAUUUUAAAUUGUAAAUAAUGAGCAAUCGAUCAAAAAGGGACACAAGAAGAAAAGAUUAUAAAUCUUUACACACGUCUGGAAAGACAGAAGAAGGGGCCUUCGAAGGGAUUGAGACGAACCAAACAAAGAGUUCAGAGAUAAUGGCGGGAUCGGAAGUUAACCAAUAUGGCGUCCUCCAGUUGCCAGAUGACGAAGAAGUAGACGAACAGCAACUUCUGGUGAUGAAGGAAGAAUUAGAAAUGCUGAAGCAGGAGGAAGAAAAGUUGACCAGGAGAAGGGCCUUCCAGGAGACGAAAAAGGAACUAGACAGACAAAAGGCAAAAGUGGAAUCACUGAAGGACAGAGAAUUACGUGUUCUGAGGGAUGACCUCAAGGCAUCCAAUAGAAGGGCUUAUGCUGAGGGAUCCAGGAAAAAUUUGAGGAUCCAGUGGGAAUCUUUUCUUUUGUUUUGCUGCCAUUUCGGCUAGAAAAUCAAAUUUGGUACCUACAACGACUGAAGAUUUACUUCAUAAAAGGUUCUUAUUAAGAGAGGAUGUUUCUAUUGAUAAGAAUAAAUUGUUGGUUUCUAUGAAAUGGACAAAAACUAUUCAGUUUGGA
Molecule: messenger RNA, 669 nt
Organism: Dreissena polymorpha
Lineage: Eukaryota; Metazoa; Mollusca; Bivalvia; Myida; Dreissenidae
Exons: 3
Coding region: 90-539 (149 amino acids)
Source: RefSeq, a predicted model, not a curated record